CUAAAAUUGAUAGGCAAAUUCAGGAACCAGGGGAAAGAAUAACUAACUGGCAAGCUUGGCACAGAACAAAGCCAAGAAAAGAAAGAUGUGGCGAUGAAAUAAAAUUAAGCAGAACUCAACGUUUGUUUGUUGGUAUACGGCCGACGAACUCUGAACGGAGAAGAUGAAAACGCUUGAGAAUAUGAUGACUAACCACCAAAAUUCAUUGAAAUCACUAUUUCAAAGAAAACGAUCAUCGUCUUCAGUCUCAAUCUCAAAUUCAAAAGAAGGCGAUUCACCUUCUGCGGAUGGCAUUUCCCCCAUUCCUCAGCUCUCUCCUCUCGCCAACUCCGUCGUGGCUCGCUGUUCCAGAGUACUUGGAGUGGCGACGCUAGAAUUACAGCACCAAUUUGACAUAGAACUACCGGAGAGCGUAAAGCAACUCUUCACUUACGCUAGGAACUUCGUGGAGUUCUGCUUCUAUAAAACCCUCAAUUCUAUAUCCUCUGAUCCUAAUUUUUUGAGCGACAAGGAUUUUCGUCGGUUGACCUAUGAUAUGAUGCUCGCUUGGGAAUCUCCUUGCAUUGACAUUAUCCAAUCCCUUCCCAAUGAAGCGCCCUCUCCUAAGAAAGGCGAAGGAGAAGAAAAAAAUGAGGAUGAUGGGGAUGAGGAUGGAGGUUCGCUAUUUUAUUCAAGCCCCACUACUAUGGCUGUCCAGGUUGAUGACACUAAAACUGUUGGCCGGGAGGCUUUUGCACGCAUUGCUCCUGCUUGUGCUGUUGUUGCUGAUGUCAUGACUGCUCACAAUCUUUUUGAUGCCCUCACCACUUCUUCAGCCGGUCGUCUUCAUUUCCUCAUAUUUGAUAAAUACCUUCACACCCUUGACAAGAUUCUAAAGGCUGCAAAAAUUGCACCUGGAUCCUUCUUUCCAAAUCUUCAGCUUGCUGAGGGAGAGAUCAUUCUUGAUGUUGAUGGGACAGUUCCCACACAACCGGUUCUCCAGCAUAUUGGACUCGCAGCAUGGCCGGGCCGCUUAACACUGACUAAUUACGCCCUCUACUUUGAGUCAUUGGGAGUUGGCCUAUAUGAUAAAGCAGUUAGAUAUGAUCUGGCAAUGGAUAUGAAACAAGUCAUAAAGCCUGAACUGACAGGGCCAUUGGGUGCUCGUCUCUUUGAUAAAGCUGUGAUGUACAAGUCCGCAUCUGUAGUGGAGCCUGUUUACUUUGAGUUUCCUGAAUUUAAAGGUAAUUCUCGACGAGAUUAUUGGUUGGAUAUAUGUCUUGAGAUUCUGCAUGCGCACCAGUUUGUUAGAAAAAACAAUUUCACAGAGACUCAGCAACUGGAGCUUCUUGCUAGGGCUAGUCUUGGCAUAUUCCGAUGUCGUGCAGUGAGAGAGGCUUUCCACAUCUUCUCAUCCCAUUACAAAUCCAUCCUUUCUUUUAAAAUGGCUGACAGUCUUCCUAGGGGAGAUAUGAUCCUGGAAACACUAUCAAGUCGCCUAACACUUCUAACUCUAACUGCUUCCCCACGUAAUGUUGAUGGAUCUGUACAUGCAAAACAGCAACGGGUGUGCUCACCAGUUGCACUUCUGACACUUAGCCAACUUGGAUUUACUCUAAAAAAGGAGUUGAAUCUAGAUGUAGAAGCAAUUGCAAUAGGAGAUCUUUGUGCUGGUGAGAUCAGUCCCUUGGAGAUAGCAGUGAAACAGUCGGUGUCAAAGAUUGGAAAAGUUGAAGCUGCACAGGCAACUGUGGACAAAGUCAAGGUUGAAGGGAUUGACACAAAUGUUGCAGUCAUGAAGGAACUGCUUUAUCCAAUUAUUGAAUUAGUUAACCAUCUUCAAGUUCUGGUCUCUUGGGAAGAUCCAUUUAAAUCAGCUUUGUUUAUGGUGUUAUGCUGCUAUGCCAUCUCAAGGGGUUGGACUAGGUACUUCUUGCCAUCCCUAUGCAUAUGCUCUGCAGUUUUCAUGUUAUGGCGUAGGCAUUUCAACAAAAAGAAACCCUUGGAGGCUUUCAGGGUUACAGCUCCUCCAAAUAAAAACGCUGUAGAGCAGCUGCUGACUUUGCAAGAAGCUAUCUCGCAAGUUGAAGCACUGAUUCAGACGGCUAAUAUUAUCCUCCUGAAGAUUAGAGCUCUUUUGUUUUCUGUUCUUCCACAGGCAACCGAAACAGUUGCUCUCAUGUUGGCUGUCAUGGCUGUUUUGAUAGCUUUUGUGCCGUUGAGGCAGUUGAUUCUGCUGGUAUUUUUAGAGGCAUUCACACGUGAGAUGCCUUAUAGGAAAGAAAACAGCGAUAGGUUGCGUAGACGGUUAAGAGAAUGGUGGAUUAGGAUACCGGCAGCUCCAGUUCAGCUCAUUAAACUUGACGACAGCAAGAAAAAGAAGUGAAUACUGGUGUUGGAUAAGAACUGCAUUCUUCUCUAAAUUGCAGAAGCGGAAAAGAUGAGCUUAUGCAAUGUACAAAAAGCAAUAUAAUUUUUCAUUCGCUUUAAAUUGAUUUCAAGGAAAAUUGAUAAAAUUUUGAUCCUGAAAACACGGUUAUGGAGAACUAGAUUGAAUAGCGAAUUUCAUUUAUGCAUCUCUAUUACUUGUACAUGCAAAAUGAAUAGUUUAGAAAGAGAGUUUGAGUAUCAGGAAAUAUGGGUUAACUAAUAAGCUUUGAUAAUCUUAUGAAGUCUCUGUAAAUAAUUCUUGUGCUUAUGAAUUAACUAGCUUUGAUUA
Mercurialis annua (annual mercury) is the source of this 2698-nucleotide messenger RNA. RefSeq lists its product as uncharacterized. The transcript is spliced from 10 exons. NCBI's taxonomy places the organism in Eukaryota, Viridiplantae, Streptophyta, Magnoliopsida, Malpighiales, Euphorbiaceae. Bases 164 to 2365 code for a protein of 733 amino acids. The record is from RefSeq and is a predicted model, not a curated record.